CAAAUGACUGAACUAAUUAGAACAAUUUUUCCAAGAUGUGACGCCGAUGUCGUGAUUACAAAUAUAUUUAAAGUUUUUGAUACUGGAGGGACGGGGAAAGUAGUUCCUAAUGAGCUUCUAAUGGCUUUUUCAAUGUCUAUGCAGGGUACAGUUGCUGAUAAAUUACAUUGGACCUUUAAACUGUACGACAAGGAUGGAAGUGGAGAAAUUGAUCCAGAAGAAAUGGAGGAAAUUUUCACGAAGGAAAAAGUUAAAAUUUGAUUUUUUUUAAUC
This is a messenger RNA of Eurytemora carolleeae, 273 nucleotides long. RefSeq names its product neurocalcin-like. The record is from RefSeq and is a predicted model, not a curated record. Gene Ontology annotation, molecular function: calcium ion binding. The transcript has 5 exons. Lineage: Eukaryota; Metazoa; Arthropoda; Copepoda; Calanoida; Temoridae. Bases 4 to 261 code for a protein of 85 amino acids.